AUGUAUUUUAAUACUGAAGAAGAAAUUACUGUUAUAAUUAUUGACAAUGGGUCUUAUAAUGUCAAAGCUGGAAUAACAACCUCAGAUAAAGAAAUGCCAGAUGUUGCAGGAUUAAAUAUCGCUGCGUGUUAUUCAGGAGAAGAAGAGUUUGUGUUAGUAGCUAAUAAUGUUUUAGAUCACGCAAAAGAAAUGAAUGUAGUUCGACCAUUCGUAAAUGGGAGACUUAAUAAUAAAAAAACAUUAGAAAAUGUUAUUAAUAGUGUUGUGCAUGAUGGACUUAACACCGAUCCAUCAGGUCAACGAAUGAUACUCACUGAAGACUUUUUUGAUUCGGACAAUGUGAGAACUUUUAUGUCUGAAAUUGCCUUUGAAAAAAUGAACGUUUCAGAUCUUUACAUUGAACGACCAGCAAUUUUAGAAGAAAAGUGUUUGUUAAUCAAUGAAGGUGUAGUCGUACAUUUUGGGGAUUCAAUGCUUCGAAUAUUGCCUUUUCAUGAUGACGGGAAAGAUGAUUUUAGGCAUAUCGUAGAUUAUAAACACAGUACUUUGAUUAAUUAUGGUGGCUCUACUAUCACACAAGAACUUCAAAAAAGGCUGUUUACAAGAUAUCCAUUUUUACACGAUGAAAAUCCAACCAUUCUUUAUCAUAAAAUGGAUUUGCUUAAGCAACAAUUUUGUUAUGUUGCAGAAGACAUUGAACAAGAAAAAAAUAAAAGUUAUGACGACUUAAAAGCGGAAUACCAAUUAAACGAUGGAACAACAAUCGAAGUGGGUAAAGAAAGAUAUGAAGUACCAGAGAUGAUAUUCAAUUCACAAAUUUUGCAUGAGCUCGGUAAAAACAUCGAUCCGAUCCAAAUAUGA
This is a messenger RNA of Entamoeba invadens IP1, 861 nucleotides long. Its product is annotated as actin, putative. The transcript has a single exon. NCBI's taxonomy places the organism in Eukaryota, Evosea, Mastigamoebida, Endamoebidae. The record is from RefSeq and is a predicted model, not a curated record. The coding region runs from base 1 to 861 and encodes 286 amino acids.